CCCUGCCGCCACCAAAUGGCGAAGGCCGCCUCCCCGACGGAGCUCGACUCCGUCCCCUUCGCCCCCCCGCCCGUCUCCGCCCCCCCACCGGCCGCACCCGCCGCUGCCUACGCCGACUCUCUGGACUCCUCUCCUCGUUCUCGCGGCACCGACUCGGAGCCAUUUCGGUGGGAUGAUGUCCCUCCAGCGGCCGCUUCUGCUGCCGUCCCUCCUGCCCCUUCUACCAAGCUCCGGCUAAUGUGCAGCUAUGGCGGGAGGAUCAUUCCCCGUCCUCAUGACAAGUCCCUGUGCUAUCUCGGCGGCGAGACCCGCAUCGUCGUCGCCGACCGCCAUGCGUCGCUGGCCGACCUCACCGCUCGCCUAUCCAGGCUGCUUCUCGCCGGGAGGCCGUUCUCUCUUAAGUAUCAGCUCCCCCACGAGGACCUGGACUCCCUGAUCUCCGUCACGACCGACGACGACCUCGAUAACAUGAUUGAAGAGUACGACCGGUGCGCCUCCUCGCCGAAGCCCUCCCGCCUUCGCCUGUUCCUUUUUCCGGCCAAGCCUGACACCGCCUCCAGCCUCGGCUCCCUCCUGGAGGACGCCAAGGCCGAGACCUGGUUCGUCGAUGCCCUCAACGGCACCGUUCCCGUCGGCCUUCCCCGCGGAUUCUCCGAUACCGCCGCGGCGUCUGUUAACCGUCUUCUCGGGCUUGACUCCGGCGUCACCGCCGAAUGGGACCACCAUGACCCUUCUGCGUCGGAGGACAGUGGUGCUGCUGCGGCUGGCACUGGCAGCGCAGGCAAGGCAGCGAAGGCGGAGGUACAGUCGGUGCCGGACUCGCCGAUGAUGGAGACGUCGUCUUCGUUUGGGUCGACGUCCUCCGCGCCAUCGGUGUCGAACCUGCCGUCCGCGGGAACCAAGGCGGAGGAUCCGGCGGUUGGUGGUAGUGGGGUCGCUGUGGGCCUGAGUGGCAUUGAGGAACAGCUUGGACAGAUGACUCUUGCUCCCGAGAUAGCGAAGCGCCUGCCGGAGCACGAGGUUCCCCCCAGGGAGAAUCCUGCUCCGCCUCCCCAGGCUGCGCCCAAACCAGUAUACUAUCAGGAUUCAGUCAGGGUUCCGACUGCGCCUGUCGCCAAUCCGACUGCCAUUGAUCCCAAGAGGGAACUAGCUGAUCACAGUUACAGGGUCCAGAUGCAGUAUCCGGCAGACCCCGGGUUCCUUGUCCCGCAAGCACUGCCGCCAGAGUAUCACUAUAUCCACCCUCAAAUUGCAGCAAUUCCUCCUCCACCCAUGCCUUCGUUUUACCAAGUGCAUCACCAUCCCCAGCAAACUCAGCAACAAUCCCAGCAGCCACAAGUCGAUCAACCGAUCCCAAUGUUUUUCCUGCAUCCCCAGACCUCCACCAUGGCUACACUGAGGCAGAAUCAGGCCUAUAAUUUGGCUGCAUAUCAAUCUGCCGUGGCGGAUUCCUCAAGCAAGCCUGUGGCAGCUCCAGCGCCACCCCCAGCAAAAGACCCAUCACCUGCUCUUCCAUACCCGCCGCCCCCAGCACCAUCCACCUCUCGUCCUCCUCCACGGCCUGAAUUGACGAGCAACAUAUAUAGGACAGCUGCUAGUGCUGCAGCCAUGCCAUUGACUUCUACACCAUUGGUUCAUGCUUCUGAGCAGCAGCAGUAUGCGGGUUACAGGCAUCUUCUGCGUCCACCUACCCACUUGGGUUAUGACUAUGGCGAUGCCUUCCCGCAGCAAAUAUUCUACAGCCAGCAAAUACCUGUAAGUGCUGCUGCAGGGGAGGCAGCUGCACAACUAUCGCCAGAUACAAAGCAAGCUAGGUCAUAGUGGAUUCUGUGAGUUCAUGUGAUGGUUUCGCUUGCUUCAUCAGCGGUGAUUACUUCUGUUCAUAUACAUAGCAGUCUCGAUUUUGGGUAAAUUCAUUGUUAUCAGCGUAUAAACUCUUAUGUCGUAUGUGUAUCGUUCUAGUCUCUCUAUUCUUCUGUUGAUUGUGCAAGUCCGUAGUUCGUUUGAUUUAAAUGAUUGGUUGCUGUCUAUGAUAGAUGUAAUAAGGAACCGAGUCGUCCUCUGUAUUCUCGUCUCUUCCUCUUGUAUUCUCGUCUCUUCCUCUCCACCCGUCUGUCUGCUCCUCCCAUGUGAUGAGUUCAUUCCAUUACCCUUUGGUGUUCUGUGAUCUUUGUGGUGUGCUAAGUGAUUAAUAAUAAUAAAAAAAGAAAUAUACGAGUCAGUAA
Messenger RNA from Nymphaea colorata (pocket water lily), 2225 nucleotides. Its product is annotated as protein transport protein SEC31-like. The transcript is spliced from 2 exons. The record is from RefSeq and is a predicted model, not a curated record. Bases 16 to 1821 code for a protein of 601 amino acids. Gene Ontology annotation, molecular function: protein binding. Lineage: Eukaryota; Viridiplantae; Streptophyta; Magnoliopsida; Nymphaeales; Nymphaeaceae.